Monodelphis domestica (gray short-tailed opossum) is the source of this 5827-nucleotide messenger RNA. RefSeq names its product golgin A1 (gene GOLGA1). Gene Ontology annotation, cellular component: Golgi apparatus. NCBI's taxonomy places the organism in Eukaryota, Metazoa, Chordata, Mammalia, Didelphimorphia, Didelphidae. The record is from RefSeq and is a predicted model, not a curated record.
CACAGCUUCCAAGGCGCUCCAGGGCCAUCACAGUCACUUCCGGUGCCUUCUCCUGCGCUUCCGGGUCCGGGGCUGCGGUCGCUUAAGAGGUGCUUCUGACGCCUCCGCUGGGGCGCUGGGGACUGGGUCCCGGAAGUUGCAGCAGCCGCCACCCCCCUGGUCUCCUCCUAGGAGACAGGGGCUUGGGCCGAGUAGGUGCGAGCCACAGGUGCGCGGGCCCGGAGCAGGAUCGCCGAGUCAGGCCGGAUGUCUGCGGCAAACGGGCGGGCGGGUUUAGGGAUCCCCCCAGAGAACCCCCGAGCAGCGCGCCAGGAGCCCUCCAGAACCGCUCCAGCUCCCUGUUUCCCGCUCAGUCCCUGCAUCGCUCUGGGACGGGGAGGGAGGUGGUCUGCCCGCGGUUCUGGAAGGAGCCCCUCCCUCGGAGCCCGGAGAAUUAGGUGGUAGACGCAGCCCCGCCACCGCCUCCCGGUGUCACCCUGGGCAAGUCGCUUCCCCUCCGCGGGCCUAAGCCUCCCAAUCUGUUAAAUGGUGGGGACGGGGUGGGCUUGGUAGGGCCUGUCAGGCUCUUGCCAUUUGGCUGUGCUGAAGUGAUGCCUGCUCGUUCUUAAACUCUCGAGGAAGUGGCUUGUACUGAAAAUAGCGUCUGCUGUCAGAAGACCUGACCUCUGAGCUCCAGACUCUGCCACUAACUGUCAGUUGGAAAGCCACUCCUACUCCGCUGGCCUCACUUGCUUCCUCUGCACAAUGGGAAGAUUGGAUUGGCUUGGUUAAAAGAUCUCUUCUAGCCCUAACUUAUGAAUUUAGUAGGUGCUGUGAUGUCUUGAAUCCUUGGAGUGUUUUGUUCAUCAGGUUUAAAUGGAAAUUUUGACUACUGGAGCUUCUUGAUGGCCCUUCAGUGACUUGACAAUAGAUUUUAGGGCAUCAUUGCUUUGGCUUAGUAGAGGGGGGGGGAGAAGUCCACAGAAAUCUACUGAGGAAAAUGUUUGCCAAACUUAAAAAGAAGAUUGCAGAGGAGGCUGCCAUUGCACCACGGCCAGGAGGAGCUGCACGUAUCCCAAGGUCUAUCAGCAAGGAGUCAGUUGCUUCUGUAGGAGCUGACUCAGGAGAUGACUUUGCUUCUGAUGGAAGCAGCUCUCGAGAAGACCUUUCAUCCCAGCUAUUUAGAAGAAAUGAACAAAUACGGAAGCUAGAGGCCAAACUUUCUGAAUAUGCUGAACAGGUGCGAAACUUGCAGAAGAUAAAAGAAAAGCUUGAAAUUGCAUUGGAAAAACAUCAGGAUUCUUCCAUGAGAAAAUUGCAAGAGCAGAAUGAAACACAUCAAGCCCACAGAGCCAAAAUGGCAGAAGGAAUGGCUUUGGCAUUAGCAAAAAAGGACCAGGAAUGGACAGAGAAGUUGACUCAACUUGAAAAAGAUAAAAGGCUGUUGACAGCUCAGUUGCAGGACAUGAAGAAUCAAAGUUUGAAUCUGUUCCAAAAGAGGGAUGAAAUUGAUGAAUUAGAGGGAUUCCAGCAACAGGAGCUAGCCAAAGUCAAGCACAUGCUUUUGAAAAAGGAGGAAAGUCUGGCAAAAAUGGAACAGGAACUGGAGAUGAGAACCAGAGAAUUGAGUCAUGCACAAGAGGAACUCUUGGUCUCUGUUCGGGGGUCUUCAGAUUUGAGCUGUGAGCUGGAGAUUUUGCAGAGGCAGUAUUCAGCACUGGAAGAACAGAGGGAUCAUUUGUUAGCUGCAGAAACAGGUGCAGAAAAUAAGAUCACUGCUUUGGAACAGAGGGAACAGGAACUACAAAUGUUCAUUCAGCAGCUCUCUAUUGAUUUGCAAAAGGCCCAGAUUACAGCAGCUUGUUCUGAGAAGAGGUUGGGCACGUUGCAGGCUGAGCAUGAGGCUUUGAAGCUUGAAAAUGAACAGCAGAAUCAAAAGGCUGCUGUCAAAGCUGAAGAGAGAGAUAAACUCAUCGAACAUUUGCAGGAAAAGGUUUUGUCCUUGGAGAAGAGAUUAGAAGGAAACUUGUCAGGGGAGGAACAUGUACAGGAGCUGCUCAAGGAGAAAUCUGUUGCAGAACAGAAAUUGGAUGACACAAGGCAGCAAUUGUUGGCUGCUAGGACUAGCCAAGCUGAAACAGUUAGCCUUCUAGAGACCCAGAUCACAAAGCUGAACAGUCAAGUAACUGAUAGCCAAGCAUUACUUCAUGAGAAAGAAGAAUUUAUAAAAGGAUUACGAGAAAGCAGCCUUAGUCAGGUAAAAGAACUUGAGGAAAUGCUGCAGAUUUCAGAUGAGAAGCUGAGGAAGAGCAAUGAAGUAAUGAUUGAAAAAGAUGCUCAGAUUCAAAGACUUUCCAGUUUGGCAGAAGAAAACAACAAAUUGCAACAGCACAUCCUGGUCCUGGAACAGCAGUGUGUGGAGCAGGGUAACCGACUGGAGGCUGAAAUAGCUUCCCUUGAGAGAGCUCAAGAAUCUGACAAGAUGGCAGCAAGUCACCGGAUACAACUGCUAGAGGAAGAAAAUGCAGACCUUAAAGAAAAUAGAAAUGAAUGUGAAAAUUCUUUAUUAACUCACAAGCUUGAGUUGAAGAAAUUAAAGGAAGAAUGGGGCCAGAGAGAAACUGUGAAUGUGGAAAUUGCCAAGGCCCUGGAAGAAACCCGGAAACAAAGGGAAGAUCUUCAGCAGCAGGUUGCUGACCUUACAGCAUUAAUAAAUGAGAAAGAACAGUCUCUCAGUGAGAAAACUGAAGCUAUUCUCCAAAAAGAAGAGGAAAUUGUCCAAAUGAAAAAAGGGCAUGACAUUGUCCUGCUACAAAUGCAUCAGUUGCAGAGUGACAUGGAGGCCUGCAGGUGUAAAGAAGCCAAAAUAGAUGGGUCUAAAGAAAAAGAGAUGAAUGUGUUGAGGCUGCAGAUAGAUGAAGAGGAGGAAGAAGAGGAGGAGGAAGAGGAGGAAACCCUUCAAGCCCAGGGUGAGCCAAAUGUAAUCGUUUAUGGAGAACCAGCAAAGGAAUUGAGUGAUGAUUUAUAUCCCCUCUCAAAUGACCAGAGGACACUGAACGGAGAAGUUGAGUGUGUUGGUAUGGUACAACUACAAAAAGAAAACCGAGACUUGGAACAGCAGAUCAUAGAGAAGAACAAGACAAUAAAGCAGCUGCAGCAGAGAAUGUUAGAACUAAAAAAGACCCUUCAGAAGGAACUGAAAAUUCGGCCUGAAAAUGAUAUCUUUGAAGUUCGAGAGAAACCUAAUCCUGAAGUGCCUACUGCCUCCACAACUGUCACCAAUAACUCAGACUUAAAUGAUUCUCGAGAGAUAAAUUUUGAAUACCUCAAGCAUGUGGUUUUAAAAUUCAUGUCCUGUCGGGAAUCAGAGGCUUUUCAUCUCAUUAAAGCCGUGUCUGUGCUACUGAAUUUUUCACAAGAGGAAGAAAAUAUGCUCAAAGAGACCUUGGAGUAUAAGAUGUCGUGGUUUGGGUCCAAGCCAUCUCCCAGAGGUAGCAUUCGGCCAUCCAUCUCGAAUCCCAGGGUGCCAUGGUCUUAAAAGAAACCUGAGAAUGGAAAUUCCAUGUGUAGCCACUUUUUCUAUGAAAAGAACACAGCACACCAGUCUGGGUGGGUUUUUUAUCACUGUAAUUGCAGUAUUUUGUACAAGCUUUGAAACAUUGUUUACAAGACAAGUAAUGGUUAGAACUUCUGUCAUUGCAAACUGACAGCCACAAAAUUGGGCCGAUUUUAGAGACUGGGCCAGCCCCGAAAGAAAGGGGUCGUGGGUAGGGUGGCAAGUCACUAAAUGGGAAACUCCAAUUUCACACAGUGCUGCUAUAAAUCCCUGCUUUGGGCCCUAGAGGGUUUGCAUGUGGAGUUCUCUAACCCCUAGGGCUAGCACUUAGUCAUAGCUGUUAAGUGUCUGUCCAAGAGGCUAAAUGUCAGUGGAACAGCUAGUGCUGGGAGGGAGGAAAGUGACUGACAUUAGUGGUACAGGACAAGAACAACCUGAUUCCUCCAAGUUGUGUCUUGCUGAAUAUCUCAAAACCCCCACGUGGCCUCCUCAUAUGUUUCAUAAAGACAUUUCCCUUCUGGUGGUUUGGAUCCUGGGCUGGGGAAAAUGCUGAGAUGUCCUCAAUCCCUCCCACUAACUCCUCAAGCUGGGUAUGUCCUAACUUUAGAACAUGUGCCUGUCCGAAGAUAAGGGGGCUAGUAUUAGUGAGGGCUCCGCAACUGUCUGGAGGGAUCUCGUUUUACUUUUCUUAAAGAAAAAAAUCUUACAAAAGGUGUUAAUACAGUACUGAAUAUACUCAGUUACCUUUUUAAACUCAUAUAUGUCUUGUACAGGUUGCUGGUAAACCAUUUUAAAGCAUACUUUUUAAAGCCAAAUUUGCUUGUAAGCAUUUCUUCUGUCUUGCAGUCAAGUUUACUGGUCUUCUUAGAGAAAAAUCAGAGAGUAAAGGAAAUGCCUUCCUCCACCCUAGAUUCUCCCUCUUCCCCCCACCCCCUUUCAAUUCCAUAGCACUCUGGACAGUCUUCUGAGAAGUCAGUAUCAGUAUCUUUGUAGCAGAACCCUGGAUUUGCUCCCAAUUCUAUGCAAGGCUGAGAUUCUGAGGGAACUUUGGUAUGGUAAGGACCCGAUCCAUUGCCCCUUCUACUGCCCUCAGCCCACAGGCCCAGUUGGAGAUGGCAAAAACUACAGCAGCACAGCCUCAAUUGCUUUGUUUGUGGAAACACUAACCCUCUAAUAGGGUGAACACACUACAGACCGUCUAUAAUGUAGAUAGGCUUUAUAAAAUGCUGCUACUUUGAAAUGCAUUGGCUGUGCAUGUUGGGGACCAUUCUGUUUCUGACUGUUUCUAAGGAAAAGUCUGCCUGUAUCCAGCACAGUAGGAUCUUCAGUCUUUUGGAAAGAUCCUCUCCCAACAGUGUAUAGCUUGCCUAAAGCCUACCAUGGUUAACCACUGACUUAAGAAUCAGUCAUCGGACUACAUAAGCAAUUUUUCUCAAGCUGGUUUCGCCAAAUGGUUAUUUCUUCUUGUUAAGUAACAAGGAAAGAUGUUUUCACAGUAAAGUAUUUGCAUUGCUUGUCCUAAGUUCUUAAGCGUGUGCAGCAGUGCCUGGUGUUCCCAAAGAAUGGGACAGCAUCACUCUCCCCACAGUUCAGCCUCCCCUCACCUAAGGGGGGAGGCUUUAAAAGGCUGACAGAUUCUUGCCAGGUCUGUUAGCUGAAAUAUUUACAUUUACAUGACGGCACAUUUAGAGGCAGUUUCGUUUUGUUUUUUUUUUCCUGAGGAAGAGGCACUGCUACACAGAACUAAGUUUUUUACUUCUCUCAUAGGAUGUUCAACAAAUUUGCCCGGGGGAAGGGAAAGGAACUACCAAGGUGAGGUUAUGCCUGGUAGGUCUGAGCAGCUACAUACUCAGCUCAAACACACCCUAGAAAGGAGUCACACAGGCCCUGCUCCCUCCUGCUCAUUAGGGUAUAGAGCUGCCUAAAAUACCUGACUGCACCACCCCUCUCCCUUGGUGCAGGUUAAUUAGAUACCAGUUUUUGGAAGCUACUAACCAAGUCUCUGGGUACUUAAAUGUUUUACAACUAAACUGAUUAAGGCUUCCCUGCAUGUUGAUUUUUAAAGAGCAAGAGUGGUGUAAAUAUACUGAGUGAUUGAUUGGACACAUUUUGAUGCGUAUUUAAAAAACAAAACUACUGUGGUAACACAUAAGCUCCAUAUGUAUAAUCCUUUAUCUGAGCAGUGGCUCUGGGUCUUUCUUUCAUGUUGUAAAUAUUCACUGUAUUAUGUAAAACUGUUGAAUUCAUUUGUGGUGCAAUAAUUUUUUUUUUAAUUAAAGCUCUUAAAUCUAG